Molecule: messenger RNA, 2040 nt
Organism: Lizanozyma spartinae
Lineage: Eukaryota; Fungi; Ascomycota; Pichiomycetes; Serinales; Debaryomycetaceae
Gene: MTO1
Product: tRNA modification protein
Exons: 1
Coding region: 1-2040 (679 amino acids)
Biological process (GO): tRNA wobble uridine modification; tRNA methylation
Cellular component (GO): cytosol
Molecular function (GO): flavin adenine dinucleotide binding
Source: RefSeq, a predicted model, not a curated record
AUGUUGUCAAGACUACGAUUGAUCAAGACCUUCUCCAGAUCCAUUUACGUCAAUCAUGAUCUCCAGUUGCAACUAUCUACCGCUAAGCAUGUACCAGUGAUAGUCAUUGGUGGAGGGCACGCUGGAUGUGAAGCAGCUACUGGGGCUGCCAGAUCAGGUGCCCAAACGAUGUUAAUCACUCCCCAUAUAGACAAAAUAGGUACAGCUUCAUGUAACCCGUCGAUCGGAGGUGUGGGCAAAGGAACGUUAAUUCGAGAGGUGGACGCCUUAGACGGUGUGGCCGGUCGAAUUACCGAUAAGGCCGGGAUCCAUUUCAAAAUGCUUAAUUCUUCGAAAGGUCCAGCAGUCCAGGGACCCCGAGCUCAAAUAGAUAGAAAGAUUUAUCUAGAAGAGAUGCAACGAGAGAUCUUGAACUAUCGUAAUCUUGAAGUUCUCGAAGCUCUGGUGGAAGAUAUCAUCAUAGAGCCAACAUAUGGUGACUGUGACAAUUUUGAUUCCACUGGCAGAAGCCAGGGUAAGGUAUUGGGGGUAAUACUUGGUGAUGGUACCAUCAUCAACUGUCCCAAUGUAGUGGUCACCACUGGAACCUUUUUAGGUGGGGAAAUCCAUAUCGGUCUUACAGCGUAUCCAUCAGGAAGAAUAGGUGAAGCAGCUACCUUUGGAUUGAGUGAAACCUUCAAACAAGCAGGGUUCCGUUUAGGAAGAUUGAAAACUGGGACUCCUUGUAGAUUGCUGUCUAAAACGAUUGAUUAUACUCAUUUGACAGAACAACCUUCGGAUUGUCCACCGGAACCCAUGUCGUUCAUGAACGAUACAGUUGCGCUUCAAGACCAAUUGGUUACGUGCCAUAUGACCAGAACCACUCCGGAGAUGCACAAGUUGAUCAAUGACAGUUUACAUAUGACUAUCCACAUCAGAGAGUCGGUGAAGGGACCAAGAUAUUGUCCUUCCAUUGAGUCCAAGAUCAUCAAGUUCCCGCAGAAGGAGUCUCAUUUGGUUUGGUUGGAACCAGAGGGCUUGGACACAGACUUGGUGUACCCCAAUGGGAUCUCAUGUACUUUACCUGCUGAGAUUCAAGAACAGAUGGUGAAGUUGAUGCCUGGAUGUGAGAAUGUCACCAUGGUUCAACCAGGGUACGGGGUUGAAUACGACUAUAUCGAUCCUCGAGAAUUGAACAGAACAUUGGAGACUAAACUAGUCCAGGGUUUAUUCUUAGCUGGUCAAAUCAAUGGUACCACUGGUUACGAAGAAGCAGCUUCUCAAGGGUGUCUUGCCGGGAUCAAUGCCGGACUUAAAUACUUGGGGAAACCUGCGUUCGAAAUCAAACGUUCAGAAGGUUACAUUGGAGUUUUGGUCGAUGAUCUUAUCACCAAGGGAGUUGAAGAACCCUACAGAAUGUUCACUUCACGGUCGGAGUUUAGAAUCUCCGUGAGAGCUGAUAACGCCGAUAUGAGACUUACUGCUAGGGGGUAUGAAGCAGGAGUAGUGUCACAACAAAGAUAUGACCAUUACAUCAAGGAAAUGACCCAGUUUCAAAACAUAAAGGACCAUUUAACAAGCUUGGAGUUAUCUGGUGCCAAAUGGAAACCAGCACUUUCUGGAGCUCAACUGGAUUUGAAGAGACAAACCGUAGUUAAUGGGUGGAAAUUGUUAUCUUAUAAAGAUGUUCAUUUCGAUGACGUCCUUGCAUCUAUGGACAAGUUCACUAGUGAUGGGUUAAUUCCAGAUUAUUAUGAUUCAAUGAGUCAAAGAUUGAUCAGACGCAUUGGGAUCGAAAGUACCUAUGAUCCUUGGUUGCAGAAGGAAAAACAUCAUGUUAAAGCAUUUGAAGCUGAUGAAUCAUUGCUCUUGCCCCAAAACUAUACUUAUUCUGUUGAUGACGGAGGAAUGAAACUCUCCUAUGAAGUAUGUCAUUUGCUUAAUACCGUUCAACCAGUAACUAUCGGUCAAGCAAGACAAAUCCAAGGUAUAACCCCAACUGCAAUCUUUGAAUUGUAUAAAUUAGUAAGAAACAAACAGAGCCAGUUUGCUUCAAGUUAA